GACUUUGUUCCUGAUUCCCGUCGUAACUUAAAGGGAAACUUACACAAUGUCCGGAGCCCUUGAUGUCCUGCAGAUGAAGGAGGAGGAUGUCCUCAAAUUCCUUGCUGCAGGAACCCACUUAUGUGGCACCAACCUUGACUUUCAGAUGGAGCAGUACAUCUACAAAAGGAAAAGUGAUGGUAUCUACAUCAUAAAUCUGAAGAGGACCUGGGAGAAGCUGUUGCUUGCAGCCUGUGCUAUUGUUGCCAUUGAGAACCCUGCUGAUGUCAGAGUCAUCUCCUCCAGGAACACAGGACAGCAAGCUGUGCUGAAGUUUGCUGCCGCCAUUGGAGCCACUCCAAUAGCUGACUGCUUCACCCCUGGGACCUUCACUAACCAGAUCCAAGCAGCCUUCAGGGAGCUGCGGGUUCUAGUGGUGACUGAUCCCAGAGCUGACCACCAGCCCCUCACAGAGGCGUCUUAUGUCAACCUGCCCACCAUUGCUCUGUGUAACACAGACUCACCUCUGCACUAUGUGGACAUUGCCUUCCCAUUCAUCAAUAAGGGAGCGCACUCAGUGGGUCUGAUGUGGUGGAUGCUGGCCCGGGAAGUACUCUGCAUGCGUGGCACUAUCUCCCAUGAGAACCCAUGGGAAGUUAUGCCUGAUCUUUACUUCUACAGAGACCCAGAGGAGAUUGAGAAGGAGGAACAGGCCACUAAUGAAAAGGAUGUAACCAAGGAGGAAUUCCAGGGUGAAUGGACUGCACCAGGUCCUGAGUUCACUGCUGCUCAGCCAGAGGUGGCAGACUGCUCUGAGCGUGUACAGGUGCCCUCUGUACCCAUCCAGCAAUUCCCUACUGAAGACUGGAGUGCCCAGCCAGCCACUGAAGACUGGUCACCAAUGAUUAUCUACUUGUAA
Molecule: messenger RNA, 898 nt
Organism: Peromyscus californicus insignis
Lineage: Eukaryota; Metazoa; Chordata; Mammalia; Rodentia; Cricetidae
Product: 40S ribosomal protein SA-like
Exons: 1
Coding region: 47-898 (283 amino acids)
Biological process (GO): cytoplasmic translation; ribosomal small subunit assembly
Cellular component (GO): ribosome; cytosolic small ribosomal subunit; 90S preribosome
Molecular function (GO): structural constituent of ribosome
Source: RefSeq, a predicted model, not a curated record